This is a messenger RNA of Lacerta agilis (Sand lizard), 1657 nucleotides long. RefSeq names its product mitochondrial ribosomal protein L38 (gene MRPL38). Gene Ontology annotation, cellular component: mitochondrial large ribosomal subunit. Lineage: Eukaryota; Metazoa; Chordata; Lepidosauria; Squamata; Lacertidae. The transcript has 9 exons. The record is from RefSeq and is a predicted model, not a curated record. The coding region runs from base 56 to 1192 and encodes 378 amino acids.
CAGAUUGCGCGUCGCCGCGAGGGCUUUCCAGUAGAGCGACGCCGUGGCCCGCAAAAUGGCGGCGCCCAUCCUGAGUGCUGCGCUGCAUGGACUACGGAAGACUAGACCUUUUAGUACUUCUGCUGUUCUCUGGAAAGUGGGAGUACCUCUUGGGCCAAUGCCUAAUGAAGAUAUCGAUGUUAGUAAAUUGGAGGAACUAGAAAAGUACCGUGUCUUCACUCGCUACUUCAAGGAAGCAGAGAAAGCACAAAAGAAACCUCAGUGGUGGAAAACCUACAGGAAAUAUGUCACUCCAGAGCAAGAUGAAGAGGCAAAGAUAGACAUUGGGCUACCUUAUUCUCCGCCACCAUGGAGAAAAACACUUAAGGAGAGAAAAGCUAUAAUGAAACAGAAUCGAGUGGAAUUGGAAAGAGCAUCCCGCCUCCGGAAAUUGUUGAUUCCACUUGAUGAUGUCAGAGCUGAAUGGGAGAAAACCUUUGGCCCACCCCACAAGCAGCGAGUGGCAGAACACUAUGGACUGUACCGGGACUUGUUUGAUGAUGCCUUCUUUGUUCCCCAAGUUCCUUUAAGGGUAGAAUACAAUCAGGAUGAUGAAUACGUUAUGCCAGUUUAUCAGGGGAAUGUGGUGACACCCACAGAGGCUUUUAACCCUCCCAGAGUCUCAUUUGAAGCAGAUGAAGGAUCCUUAUGGACUCUGCUGCUCACCAACCUAGAUGGGCACCUGCGUGAUGCCGAUUCAGAGUAUCUCCACUGGCUGGUGACAAACAUUCCAGGAAACAAAAUGGAGAUGGGCAAGGAGAUUUGCCAUUACUUCCCCGCAUUCCCCGCCAAAGGAACUGGAUACCAUCGCUUCGUCUUCCUUCUCUUCAAGCAGCUCCAUCCCAUUGAUUUCACUGAAGAUGAGCGGCCCGUGCCAUGCCACAGUCUCCAGAUGAGAACGUUCAAGACAUUCGACUUCUACAAGAAGCAUCAGAGUGACAUGACACCGGCAGGGCUGGCAUUUUUCCAAUGCCAGUGGGAUGAUUCAGUUACACGGGUCUUUCACCACCUUCUUGACAUGAAGGAGCCUGUGUUUGAUUUUGUACGUCCCCCUAAAUAUCAUCCACCGCAGAAGAAGUUUCCACACCUCCAGCCUCUGAGGUAUCUGGACAGAUACAGGGACAGUGAUGAGCCUACCUAUGGCAUUUAUUGAAGUGUCUUGAUACUCCGCUUGCCAACGGGACCCUGCAGCCAUGGCGCAACAAAGAACCCUCCCAAGCAGUUCGUGUCUCUGAUCGGGAAAUGGAAAUAUAAGAGACAGCUGGAUUUGAUUUGAAUCAUCACUUUUAUUCACUUAGAAGAGAGAGGUGCAGCUUGCAUCUUGUCUUUAUAUCGGAGACUCUGUCCUUGCGAUGAAGGAAGCAGGCAAGCUGUGUCCAGAGGUCCAGGGCUAUUCAGAAGCUGAGUUUCUGCCUCACUUUCUCAGGAGCCAGAUGCUGUCCAUCAAAUGUUCCGAGCAAAACAGUUUUCUUUCUCUCUCUCAUCAUCUGCUGGGCCAUUUCAGCAAAAUAGCCUCACUUGAAUGGGAUGCAUGAAAUCUUGCAAAGCAUUGAGUUGUUACUAAAACGCUGGACCGUGUGCUGUCUUUAAAGUAUGAAUAAACAUUCUUUUAAAUUCA